GCGCCACUGCUUUUCUGAAACUAAGUAGCGGCCAAAUUCAGCCAGGAUCAGUGAAAUAUUCAGGUUUAAUCCGCUUUUACUUGCUAAAUUGUGGAUUCAACCUUAAAGCAUCUUCUUCCAUUUCCACAAAGAUGUGGAAAGGUGCUGAAGCCAAAGCCACAUGUUCCAUUUGUGCGUUAUACCAGUGAUAGGAAGGAUUCUGGCCUCGCCUCUGAAGGACCUGACUCCAAAGAAAGGUUCCUACCAAGGAAGGAUCCUUGACAUUGGGAGACACUGUGAAGAGGGCUAGUUCUGUAUGUAGAUAUGAAGGGAUCAUUCUCAGCUAAGGAAACACAAUGCUUCUUAGUUACAGGUAACUACACUAAUGAAAAAAUCUUUAUGGAUAUUAUACUCCAAUUCUGCAAACAGAUCCACCUAAAUCCUGCACACUUGUCCUUUGGGAUAUUAGGAAAUAGCAGGGUUCCAUGGGAACAAAAACAAUUGUGUUAAAACCUUAUGUACUAGUUAUGAAGCUGAAUGUAGCUACAUGAAAAUCAUGUCACUGUAGUAGAUUUGAAAGGCUCUGAUUCAUCUUGGAGAAGCUGAAAUGUUUUCUGACUCAUUCAUUACCAUUUUGUUGUGUGUCAUGAGACAUUUUUAGUUUUACACCUCCAACCACCAGGUGGUGCCUCUUUCCUUUGACAUAACUGAUGCAGAUGUCCUUAAGGAGGUCAUUGCAAUCAGCUUCAGGUGCUGCUGCUUUAUGCUGUGGGAGAAGCAUACAGAUUUUAUGAGUGUACUACUGCCAUGCCAAGACACAGCCUUUGUGUGUGCCUUAUUUUGUGGUUUGUACUCUUCUUGGAUUAUUUGAAAAGGAAACAUUUGACAAUGCUGGAUCAGCAAAUGAUUGCAGGGUUUGAGAAGUUUUGAAGAUGUUUUUGUCACUGGCUUCCAUCAUCUCUCUUGUGGCUGUCAUUAUUCCAGCAGCCCAAGGCGGGAAAGUUCUGGUGUUUCCACAUGACGGCAGCCACUGGGUGAACAUGAGGGUACUUGUCGAGGAGCUGCACUCAAGGGGACACACUGUGACUGUCAUACGGGCGGCAGACAGCUGGUACAUCAGUGAAACCUCUCCACACUACAGCACUGUCUCAGUGGAUGUUGACGGGGGUGCAAAUGAGGAUUUCUUCCGCCUCUUUGUCUCUGAAGUUAUUAAAAUUAAACGAAGCAAGGGGUCUGCGUGGGCCCGUUUUGCUUUAGACAUGGAGUUAAAAGACAAGUUCUUUGAACUACACAAGAAAGUCUGUGAAGUCGUUGUGCACUUAUUUGAAAAUAAAGAGUUAAUGAAGUCCUUUAGAGACGCAGAGUAUGAUGUGGUUUUGACAGACCCUGCUAACGGAGGUGGAGUAAUGCUGGCUCAUUAUCUCGGAUUGCCAUUAGUGUUUAAUGCUCGAUGGACUGUUCAUGGUGAAGCACAUUUUGCUAUUGCACCCUCUCCGCUUUCCUAUGUCCCACUUCCACCUUCAGAAUUAUCAGAUCAAAUGACGUUUUUUGAGAGGAUUAAAAAUAUUAUUUUUUACAUCACCAGGAUGCAUCUUUACAAGCAGGUAGUUGGGCCACAUUAUUCUGCAUUGUCCAGACGCUACUUUGGCCCAGAUGUAGACUACUUCUCCCUGUUUCAAGCUGCAGACAUCUGGCUCAUGAGAGUGGACUUUGUGUUUGAGUUCCCCCGUCCCACCAUGCCUAACGUUGUCUAUAUGGGAGGGUUCCAGUGUAAACCUGCCAAACCUCUUCCUGAACACCUGGAGGAGUUUGUGCAGAGUUCUGGAGAGCAUGGGGUCAUCAUCAUGUCUCUGGGGACUCUGAUUGGACAGCUUCCCCAUGACCUCGCUGAUGAAAUUGCUGCAGCUUUUGCUAAAUUACCUCAGAAAGUCAUCUGGAGGUAUAAAGGUGACAGACCAGCCUCUCUGGGCAACAACACAUUAAUAGUCGACUGGAUGCCUCAGAAUGAUCUUUUAGGACAUCCAAAAAUGAAACUAUUUGUAAGUCACGGAGGAACAAAUGGAAUAUAUGAGGCUAUAUAUCAUGGAGUUCCUAUUGUAGGCAUUCCCAUUGUGUUCGAUCAAGCCGACAACCUCUCCAGACUGAGAGCAAAAGGUGUUGCCAAGGUCAUGGAUGUUUCCGAAAUGGAUGAGGAAAUAUUUCAGAAUGUCAUACAGGAAGUCCUGAAUGAGCCCUCCUACAGGAUGAACAUGCAGAGACUCUCCAGGCUGCACAGAGAUCAGCCAAUCAAGCCGCUGGAUAACGCCCUCUUCUGGAUAGAGUUUGUCAUGAAACACAAAGGUGCAGCUCACCUGAGAACAGAGUCCUACAGAAUGCCCUGGUACUCCUACCACUCUGUGGAUGUCAUGCUCUUCUUGGUUGGAGUUGUGCUGAUAAUUGUGGGCAUAUUUGUUGCUUUAAUAAGAUGUUCCUGCUCCAUGUGUCUGAGAAGAAAAACUAAACGUGAUUAAAAAAAAAAAAAAUCCAAAGUAGCAAUCAAAAUUAUAUUAUUUCUGCUAUCAACUGCACUACUUUUUGUGCUUUUUUUUUUGCUGAGAAAAGAAAGGAAAGCAAAGUUCCACAUGACUUAAUGGAUGACAAUCUGGCUGUCAUCAGCUGAAUAUUGAAGGGAGUUGAUGUUUUAGUAUUGAACUGACUUAACUGCAAGUUAAAGUCUUCAAGAAAAAUACAAUAUGUAAAGUAAGAAUGAGAUGUAACUCUGUCUAUUCAUUUGAAUUAAUCUGAAUGCAACUACCAGUUUAACAUUUACUCCUGGUUGUAAGACUGACUUGACAUCAGUCAAGAUACAAAUUUGAACUCUUUAUACUUCUCUAUACUCCAUUUUACUGUAUAGUAUAUUGUGUUAAAAUUGCACUGUUAAAGGUAGGAUCCAGAAAAAAAAUAUUGUAAAUAGAAAAAUAAAACUACUUUAAAAAAAAAAUAAUACAUGUAUUGGAGUGUUUUUUGUUACUUUUUUUUAUCAGAAGACAUUAGAUCACUCACCUGAGCAUUACAGGCCACAUGACAAAACUAUAAGCAUGUAUCAUGUUGCUGUGAUUUUUUUUUUUUUAAUAAAGGGGGCUGAAUUAUGGAAUUGC
This is a messenger RNA of Centropristis striata (black sea bass), 3116 nucleotides long. RefSeq names its product UDP-glucuronosyltransferase 2A2-like. The coding region runs from base 912 to 2489 and encodes 525 amino acids. The record is from RefSeq and is a predicted model, not a curated record. The transcript is spliced from 2 exons. Lineage: Eukaryota; Metazoa; Chordata; Actinopteri; Perciformes; Serranidae. Gene Ontology annotation, molecular function: UDP-glycosyltransferase activity.